Vanrija pseudolonga is the source of this 2975-nucleotide messenger RNA. RefSeq names its product Calcium channel YVC1. The coding region runs from base 67 to 2955 and encodes 962 amino acids. The record is from RefSeq and is a predicted model, not a curated record. The transcript has 15 exons. NCBI's taxonomy places the organism in Eukaryota, Fungi, Basidiomycota, Tremellomycetes, Trichosporonales, Trichosporonaceae.
CGUCACGCCGUUUGUGUUCAGUCCUUUGCCGCUGUCGUCGUCGUCACACUCGCCUCCAGCAGCGCAAUGUCGACCCCGCGCGGCGAAGACGAGACGACGCCGCUGCUCGGCGCGUCGACCUUCAGCGAGGUGGACGUCUACAACCUCGUGCACGAGAUCCGGGUGGACAUUGUGUCGCAUAUCGACACGCCCCUCACGUACGAGCAGCUUAUCGCGCCAGACUCGACGUACACUAUCAUCCGCCCUUUGACGGAGAAGUACCUUGUGCGGCGGAACCCCAGCGUCAUCUUCUGCCUCCUUCUCAACAAGGUCCAGUUCACGACCGACUCGCACCAGCUGUCGAUCGCGACGCUGUCCGAAAGCCGCGCGACGCUGUGCGAGAUCCUCGCGACCCGCGUCCUGCGCGGCUGGUCGGAGCGCAGCCUGCACCUCGCGACAGUGCUGCUCACGCCGUGGCCCAUCUUCCAGGGCGCGAGCGCGCAGGUCGUCGCGAGCGCCAAGGCAGACGGCGAGCAGGACGUGCUGGAUGACACGGGCACCGCGCUCGAGAUGGCUAUCAUCUCGUCGGCGCGCCGCUUCAUUCGCUCCCCGUCGUGCCAGAAGGUCAUCGAGGGCAUCUGGUCCGGAAAGAUCAUCUACUCGGCCGUCAGCGUGCACGCGCUCAUCUCUGAUAACUACAAGACCCGCCCGAUCCAGAUAUACAACCCGCACAAGGCGCCAGUGCUCGACCACUACCGGCUCAAGGUACCCAAGAUCCGCGCCUUCCUCGAGUAUGUCAACUUUGCCAUCCUGUUCAUCCUCUAUGUGGUCGCUAUCGAGCGGCUCGACCCGCAGCAUGUCAACGGGUACGAGCUCGUGUUUAUCGUGUAUGCGCUGGCGUUCUCGCUCGACAAGGCGGCCGCGAUCCGCGAGCACGGCUUGAAGGUCUUCUCGAGCUCCCUCGUCAACGGCUUUGAUCUCGGAUUCGUCGUCAUCUUCAUGGUCUAUCUCGGCGCCCGUGUAUACGGCGUGCGCGCGCACGACCCCUCGGCCAUGGAGUUUGGCGCAGACUUGCUCGCAAUAGGUGCCGUAAUCAUGUUCCCCCGCUUGGCGUUCAUGACGCUCGCGAACAACCUCAUGAUUCUCAGUAUCCGCUCGAUGCUGUCCGAGUUCUUUUUCCUCAUGAGCGUCGGAAUCUUCUGCUUCAUCGGCUUUGUGUACGCGCUCCGCACGCUCGGCAAGGGUGGCACCAACCACCACCCCGUGUCCCAGAUCUGUUGGUGGCUCCUGGAAGUGUACUUUGGCCUCGACGCCACGGGCUUCGAGUCGGCCGUCGACUUCCACCCAUGGCUCGGCCCAAUCCUCAUGGUCCUUUACGGCUUCCUGUCCAACACGCUCCUCCUCACCGUCCUCGUGGCCAUCCUCGGCAACACGUUCGCCACGAUCAACGCCGACGCGUCCGCCGAGUCCAUGUUCCGCAAGGCCGUGGCGACCGUCGAGGGCGUCAAGGCCGACGCCGUGUUCAGCUACCAGCUCCCAUUCAACAUUCUUGCUGUUGUCGUACUGUAUCCCCUUAGCUUUGUCCUCAAUCCCCGAUGGUUCCACAAAGUCAAUGUCUUCAUGAUUCGUGUGACCAACCUCCCCGUGCUCAUGCUCAUUGCACUCUACGAGCGCCAGACGUACAACCAAUCGACCCUGUGGGAGCAGAUCUGCGACUACGCAGAUCGCUACUUUAGCAUCAUCUCCUCUGCCACCGGCUUCGAAGGCCUCAUUGGCGCUGGAAUGGACAUCUCGGCCGUGUUUGAGAUUGAGCGCGAGUACGGCACCGCCUAUAUUGACUGGGAGGGCGACGACGACCAGGUCGUCGUCAUUGACGGCGAGGAGAUCACGACCGAUGGGCCAGUGACACCCGUGACUCCCAUUACGGGCACGUUAACCGGCUCUGGCGCGAUCACCGAAUCUCCCGUCCAGACCUCGUUCUCGACCCAAGUCUCGCCACACACCGCCCGGCGGAGGCGUCAGUCCAUGAACGGUGCACAUGGGCAUGGCCAUGGACACGGACAUUUGGGACAUCAUCACGCCCCUUCUCCACACCUGCCACCGGCCGCUCUUCCCCCGGCACCGCUGCCUCGUGUCCGCAGGAAUAGCACGCUGUACGGCCCGAGCCCGCUCGCACAGCUGUUUGUUCGCUCGCCAGAGGAAGCAACAAGCGGGCCCCAGCGUCGCGUCACCGUCAUGGCUGGGUCUCUACCCGCCACAUCCAUGGUGCUGCAAUCGCCCAGGCGACCACAGCGCGUGUCGCUCGGCCCUCAGGGGGCAGCUCAAGCGCCUCGGGCAGCCCAGAUGUCCACGAGUUUAAACGUCAGCAGCGCUCUGGCCUCGCUGGAACACGACGACGUGGAUUCGCCAAAGCGCCCUCCUCUUCGCGCCGGCGCCACGGCUACGAUCCACGAGGUGUCACAGCCGCCGUCACCCUCGGCCGACGAGAAGCAGCGCCGCAGCGUCCCGUUCCCAUCAGCAGAAGAGACCACUGCGGCUGCGCGCCAGCGCGUCGUGUCAUUCAAGGAACAGACGUCACCGCGCAUCCCGCGCACGGCGUCGCUGACGAGAGUGGCGUCGACGGAAGGCACUGCGCGGUCGUCGACGCCGCGCACGCCCAGGUCACAGUCACCGCGCAACGUGCCCAACUCUCCGAACCUGGCUGCGCGCAAGGCCGCGCCGUCGCCCGCCAACAGGGUGUGCGCCAAGGCGUCUGAGCUGCUCGAGUCGCAGCAGGCUGAUGCCGAGGCCGCCCGCGACAACGACGACCGCAUCGCGUCCAUGGAGCUGCGUCAGCGCCGCAUCGAGGCCAUGCUCGAGCAGCUGGUCGCGAGUCUGGGCGGCCAGGGCGACAGUGCGAUUGAUCAACGCGGUGUCGCGAUCGGCAGCAGGAAUGAGGAGCACUUUGACACGUUUGACGAGUCGGCUGUGGAGUAGAGCCCCGAGUGACGGAGCGG